This is a messenger RNA of Schistocerca americana (American grasshopper), 1339 nucleotides long. RefSeq names its product 2-acylglycerol O-acyltransferase 2-like. NCBI's taxonomy places the organism in Eukaryota, Metazoa, Arthropoda, Insecta, Orthoptera, Acrididae. Gene Ontology annotation, biological process: triglyceride biosynthetic process. Bases 90 to 1106 code for a protein of 338 amino acids. Gene Ontology annotation, cellular component: endoplasmic reticulum membrane. The record is from RefSeq and is a predicted model, not a curated record. Gene Ontology annotation, molecular function: diacylglycerol O-acyltransferase activity. The transcript is spliced from 6 exons.
GGGCGAGCGGCGGCGGACACGGCCAGUCGUUCGUGAGCCGGGGCUCGGAGCGGAGGAGAACGCGCAGCGCUGCCUAGUGGGAUUCUCAGAUGGAGCUGCUGGGAAUAAAGUUUGCACCAUUGUUCGUGCCACUGGAGCGGCGCCUGCAGACAUUGGCAGCUCUAAUGUGGAUUGUGAUUCUGCCAUUUGGCGGCUUAAUGUCAUGGCUGUUGCUAGUCUACUUAGUCCUGUAUACACGCCUGCGCUACAUUGCACUUGCCUACGCUGCCUGGUGUGCCUAUGACUGGGAGGUCUGCCGUCGCGGUGGUCGCAGGUUACAAUGGGCACGGCGAUGGCUGUGGUGGCGCUACUUUAGGGACUUCUUUCCAUUACGCCUUGAACGUAUUGAACCAUUGGAUCCAAAUCGCAAUUACCUGUUCUGUGCGUUUCCACAUGGUGUGCUGAGUGCAGGGGUUUUUGGCUGCUUCUCCACCGAUUAUAUGGGGUGGGACAAACUUUUCCCAGGAAUUACUGUUUAUCCUCUUACACUGGAACAACAUUUCAAGGUUCCUUUCUUCAGAGAGCUCUGCUUAUCCUUAGGUGGAUGUUCUGCUUCUGCAGAAAGCAUUGGGUAUCUUAUGGACAAACCGGGAGGAGGAAAUGCUGCUGUGUUAAUUGUGGGUGGUGCAUCUGAAGCACUGAAAUGCAAACCUCGCACAUAUCGAGUAAUUCUGAAGCGACGACGUGGUUUCAUCAGGCUAGCACUGAAACAUGGUUGUCCACUGGUUCCUGUUAUCUCAUUUGGGGAGACUGAUCUCUAUGAUCAACUAGAAGGUACAAGACUUCUGAAAUUCCAGCACUUUUGCCGCAAGAUUACUGGAAUGGCACCAGUGCUUCCAAUUGGUCGUGGUUUGUUUCAGUACUCCUUCGGUAUUGUACCUCGUAGGAAUCCUGUUACUACUGUUGUUGGCUCACCAAUUGAAGUGAAGAAAGUUGAAGACCCGACACAGGAACAAAUCACUGAGCUCCACAAUAAAUUCUCUGAAGAACUUGUAAACUUUUUUGAGAAGUACAAGCACAAAUACAUUUCAGAUGCAGACAAUGUACAUUUAGAAAUUGAAGAAUAACUAUCUUAGUUGUCAGCAGAGCAUAUGACUCUGUUUUAUACAUCACUUCCAAUUGUCUGUCGUUUACAGUAUUGGAUAAUAUGCAUUUGAUUUUUUCUUGUAAUAUGAAUGCAUUCACAUUCCUGCAUUCAGUUAAUAGGAAAAGGACCACUGUUACUCCUGUUUAAAUAUGCCAGAAAUUGUACAAAUUAUUGUAAGUCAUUUUGCUCAAUGAAAUUAUUUAGUGUGUGUGU